Molecule: messenger RNA, 1641 nt
Organism: Eimeria acervulina
Lineage: Eukaryota; Apicomplexa; Conoidasida; Eucoccidiorida; Eimeriidae
Product: enoyl-acyl carrier reductase, putative
Exons: 6
Coding region: 1-1641 (546 amino acids)
Biological process (GO): fatty acid biosynthetic process
Molecular function (GO): enoyl-[acyl-carrier-protein] reductase (NADH) activity
Source: RefSeq, a predicted model, not a curated record
AUGACGCGUCUUUUGUAUCCUGUUGCUGUGCUGCUGCUGCUGCUGCAGCAGCAGCAGCAGCAGCAAGCUGCUGCCUUCCGUGUCGGCCUCGGCGCCGACCCCAGAGGGGUUGCAGAUCUUCCGCAGCAGCUACGCCCUGCGGCUGCUGUUCCCUCAGCAAGUCUGCAGCAGCAGCAGCAGCAGCAGCAGCACGUUGCGGUGGUGCCGCAGGCAGCAACCAGCAGCAGCAGCACCAACAGCAGCAGCAGCACAGCAGCAGCAGCAGCAGCAGCAGCAGGCCAGGAGCUCCUAAGCGGACCCUUACCCGUAGAUCUCCGCGGCAAGACUGCCUUUGUAGCGGGAGUAGCAGACAGCAACGGCUACGGCUGGGCGAUCUGCAAGUUGCUGCGUGCUGCCGGAGCGAAGAUAUUAGUCGGCACCUGGCCUCCGGUGUAUAAUUUAUUUAAGAAGGGUUUAGAGACAGAUAGAUUUGCGCAAGAUGCAGCUCUCACUCUAGACCCUUCUGCUGCUGCUGCUGCUGCUGCUGCUGCUGCUGGUAGUGGUAGUGAUAGUGGUGCUGCUGCUGCAGCAGCAGCAGCAAAUGCAGCAGCAAAUGUAGAUAUGCAGUUCUUUAAAGUUUAUCCCCUCGAUGCUGUCUUCGAUUACCCCGAAGAUGUUCCGCCAGAGGUAGCGAACAACAAGCGUUAUGCUGGAGUUGAGGGUUAUACAAUAUCAGAGGUAGCUGAGAAAGUAAAGAAAGAUGUAGGAAAAAUCGACAUCUUAGUUCAUUCACUCGCUAAUGGACCCGAAGUUACUCGGCCCCUGCUGCAGACAUCUCGAAAGGGGUAUUUAGCUGCAGUUAGCAGCAGCAGCUAUUCGUUUGUCUCGCUGCUGCAGCACUUCCUGCCUCUUAUGAAUAAAGGGGGUGCUGCUCUCGCUCUCUCUUAUAUUGCCUCUGAACGCGUUAUUCCAGGAUACGGAGGGGGUAUGAGCAGCGCGAAGGCAGCUCUUGAGUCGGACUGCCGAACAUUAGCAUUUGAAGCGGGGAGGCAGCAGCAAGUGCGAGUUAAUUGCAUUAGUGCGGGGCCUCUUAAGAGUCGCGCUGCUGCUGCUAUCGGGAAGACAGGAGAAAAAACAUUCAUUGAUUUAGCCAUCGAUUACUCUAAAAACAAUGCCCCGCUGCAGCAGAUUGAGGGUCUAGGGUUUAGAAUUGUAGGCAUCAGCAGCAGCCACAGCAGCAGCAGCAGCACCACACCACCAACAACAGCAACAUCAGCAACAUCAACAGCAGCAGCAACAUCAGCAGCGGCAGCAGGAACAGCAGCACCAUCAACAGCAGGAGCAUCAACAACAGCAUCAGAAGCAGCAGCAGCAGCAGCGCCACCACCACCACCAGCACCAGCAUCAGCAGCAGGGGGAGCAGCAGCACGAUCAACAACAGCCCCAACAACAGCAGCAACAUCAGCAGCAGCAGCAGCAGCAGCAGCAGCAAAUAUGUUUGUGUGUUUGUUUCAGGAGCUGGAGGCAGACGACGUAGGCCGUGCUGCUCUGUUUUUGUUGUCUUCACUGGCUAGAGGCGUCACAGGAGAAGUUCUUUACGUUGAUAACGGGCUGCAUGCAAUGGGGCAGGCUCUUGACUCUAAAGCUCUUAACCCUAACUAA